Messenger RNA from Propithecus coquereli (Coquerel's sifaka), 647 nucleotides. RefSeq names its product chromosome unknown open reading frame, human C19orf70 (gene MICOS13). The coding region runs from base 159 to 515 and encodes 118 amino acids. Gene Ontology annotation, cellular component: mitochondrial crista junction; MICOS complex. Gene Ontology annotation, biological process: cristae formation. The record is from RefSeq and is a predicted model, not a curated record. The transcript has 4 exons. Lineage: Eukaryota; Metazoa; Chordata; Mammalia; Primates; Indriidae.
CGCAGCCCUUUUCCGGCGUCUCAGAGCCGUAACGAGACUCCGACUCCCGGAGGCUUUUGAGGCUGAGAAGAAAGACUACAUUUCCCAGAGGCCUCUGCGCCGUCGCGGCCGGAAGCGGCGGGCGAGUCUAGUGUCCUUGCGCGCGGAGCCGAGUGACCAUGGUGUCCCGGGUGUGGUCGCUGAUGAGGUUCCUCAUCAAGGGCAGUGUGGCUGGGGGCGCCGUCUACCUGGUGUACGAUCAGGAGCUUCUGGGGCCCAGCGACAAGAGCGAGGCAGCCCUGCGGAAGGCCGGGGAGGUGGUCCCCCCGGCCAUGUACCAGUUCAGCCAGUACGUGUGUGACCAGACAGGCCUGCAGAUACCCAAGCUCCCAGCCCCUCCAAAGAUUUACUUUCCGAUCCGUGACUCCUGGAAUUCAGGUAUCAUCACAGUGAUUUCGGCUCUGUCAGUGGCCCCCUCCAAGGCCUGCGAGUACUCCAAGGAGGGCUGGGAAUACGUGAAGGGGCGUACCAAGUAGUGAGUCAGCGGAGGCUGCCUGCCCCGGGUCAGAACAGGCAGGGACGCCACCGACCUGAAGGUUCCAGACUGGGACCCCCACUCCAAGGGCAGCUCCCGGCCUUGCCGGCCCAAUAAAGGACUUCGGAAGUGU